AACAUCACACUUUUGUUCCAAUUUUUUUCAAACAGCACACUACUGACCGCCCCCCCCCCCCCUUAUCAAACCCCUAACGGGCAUCUCAAAUCUCUCUUCGCAGUUAACUCAUUCAUCCUCUCAAUCCCCCGAACUGACUUCAUUUGAAUCUCUGAUUCGAAAUUUGUAUCCAAAAUCCUUAUUAUAUUCACUAGGGUUGGCAUUGAGCGGCAAUGGAGACUUCCGAGGGCAAGGACACAUCACAAUGCGUGAGAGUUGCCGUGAACAUCAGACCUCUGGUUACUUCUGAGCUUCUAAUUGGAUGCACUGAUUGUGUUACAGUUAUCCCUGGUGAAUCACAGGUGCAAAUUGGAUCACAUGCCUUCACAUUUGAUUAUGUAUUCGGGAGUGGGGGCUAUCCAUCUUCACGUAUAUACGAUGAGUGCGUUUUGCCACUUGUCGAUGCUUUGUUCCAAGGCUUUAAUGGAACUGUGCUAGCUUACGGUCAGACGGGUUCCGGCAAAACAUAUACAAUGGGAACAAACUUUAAUGGUGAAGAGAAGACCGUCGGAGUAAUACCAAACGUCAUGAAUACUAUAUUCUCAAAAGUAGAGGUGAUGAAGGAGUCCACAGAAUUACUGAUCAGAGUAUCCUUCAUUGAGAUUUUUAAAGAGGAGGUGUUUGAUUUACUGGAUGGGCCGGCUAGGGUUCCCAUUCAAAUACGGGAGACUGUUCAUGGAGGAAUUACGUUGGCUGGUGUGACGGAGGCAGUAGUUAGGACGAAAGAAGAGAUGGCAUCCUUCCUGUUGCGAGGAUCUGUGUCUCGUGCCACUGGAAGCACCAAGAUGAACAGUCAGUCAAGUCGAUCUCAUGCCAUAUUUACAAUUACAUUGGAACAAAAGAGAAUGGCUAAUUGCUCGACGAACGAUGAUGGUGAUGACAUAUUAUGUGCCAAGCUUCAUUUGGUUGACCUUGCUGGUUCAGAGCGAGCAAAGCGAACUGGAGCUGAUGAGAUGCGUUUACGAGAGGGUAUUCAUAUCAACAGGGGAUUGCUUGCUCUUGGCAAUGUAAUAAGUGCCCUUGGUGAUGAAAAGAAGCGGAAAGAAGGUGCACACAUCCCAUACAGAGAUAGCAAGUUGACACGUCUCUUACAGGACUCACUUGGAGGAAACAGCAAGACAGUUAUGAUUGCUUGUGUCAGUCCUGCUGACACCAAUGCAGAGGAGACCCUUAAUACUUUGAAGUAUGCAAAUCGUGCUCGCAACAUUCAGAACAAAGCUAUCGUCAACCGUGACCCAAUGGCAGCCCAAAUGCAAAGAAUGAGGAGUCAAAUUGAACAGUUGCAAGCUGAGCUUCUUUAUGUACGUGGAGACUCUGGUGCACCUCUUGAAGAACUCCAGAUUCUCAAGGACAAGAUUUCUUUGCUUGAAGCAAGCAAUGUACAGCUACGGAAGGAGCUUAAAGAACGCCGCGUUAGCUGCGAACAUUUAGCAAAAUGUGCCGUUGAUGCACAGGUAGAAAGGGAUAGACUAAUUUUGAAGAUUGAAUCUGCAAAAAAUGGUCGACCUUGGAAUGAGAUAGACCAUUCUGAUCAGGAUUUGGACUUGGUCAAAAAAUAUGUGACCAAAAUUCAACAACUAGAGGCAGAGUUGCUUCACUUACAAAGCUCCAGUAGUUCAAAGCAUGGUGAACCUGUUGACUAUCUUGGAUUGGACUAUGCUGAGCUUCUAUCAAAGGAUUCAUGUUCGGAGGAUUCUGACAUCAAAAGUGUAGAUACAAGUGGUGAGGCUGAAGUCGAGGAGAAAGAGCUUGAACAUUCUUCUCUUCAAGAAAAAUUGGAUAUGGAGCUCAAGGAGUUGGACAAAAAACUUGAACAGAAGGAGGCUGAAAUGAAGAGGUUCACAGCAGUUGAUACCUCAGUUCUUAAGGAACACUAUGAAAAGAAAGUCCAUGAGUUGGAAAAAGAAAAGAGCGCUCUGCGGAAAGAAAUUGAAGCUCUUCAGCGCAACCUUUCUAACAUUUCAUCAAAUUCUGAUGAAAGUGCUCAAAAGCUGAAGCAAGACUAUCUUCAGAAAUUAAAUCUUCUAGAAGCACAGGUUGCUGAGUUGAAGAAGAAGCAGGAUGCUCAAUCACAGCUUUUGAGGCAAAAACAGAAGAGUGAUGAUGCAGCAAAACGUCUUCAGGAUGAAAUCCACAGAAUUAAGUCACAAAAGGUUCAAUUACAACAAAAGAUAAAACAAGAAUCUGAGCAGUUCAGGCUGUGGAAAGCAUCAAGGGAAAAGGAGGUUCUUCAGCUUAAGAAAGAGGGAAGAAGGAAUGAAUAUGAGAUGCAUAAGCUCAUGGCACUGAACCAGAGGCAAAAGAUGGUGUUGCAGCGGAAAACUGAAGAAGCUGCAAUGGCCAGUAAACGACUUAAGGAGUUGCUAGAGUCUCGAAAAACAUCACGUGAGAUGGCAGGUCAAGCUGCUAGUGCCGCAGGAUUCCAGGCAUUGAUGCAAGCAAUUGAACAUGAACUUGAAGUUACUGUAUGGGUGCAUGAAGUGCGAUCAAAAUAUGAGCGUCAAAUGCAAGAGAGAGCAAGAAUGGCCAAUGAGGUUGCAGAGUUGAAGUUGCAAAACCUGAGUGAUUGCAUGUCUCCGAGUGUAAGAAGUUCCAGGAUAAGCGCACUUGAAAACAUGCUUGCCAUUUCAUCUAGCACACUUGUUUCCAUGGCAUCACAGUUGUCGGAAGCAGAAGAGCGUGAACAACGUACCUUUAGUGGUAGGGGAAGAUGGAACCAAGUUCGGUCUCUUGCUGAUGCAAAAAAUAUUAUGAACUUUUUAUUUAACCUCGCAUCAUCUUCUAGAUGCCAGCUAAGGGAUAAAGAAGUUGAAUGCAGAGAAAAGGAUGCUGAAAUCAUGGAGUCGAAGGAAAAAGUUGUAAAUUUGGUCAGACAGCUAGCGUCGCAAAAGAGUGAAAUGAGACAGCUAGAGUUGCAAAAUAGUGAACUGAUUAAGCAGGAGAAGUUGAUGAAAUUGGCUUUAGAACACCACAAGGGAAGGACAAACAACUCUGACUCUAAUGUGCAAAGUAACAUUGACGGGCACGAUUAUGACCUGAGACAAAAGGGAAACCGGAGUUCCUUACUGUACAGUGGGGGAUGGAACAAAAUUGAGCUAGAAGAUAUGGACACAUCUGAUUCAGAUUGUGACCAGGACAGAACUGACACUGAUUAUGGCACAAUAUGUUGUUCUUGCAGUAAAAAAUCUGAAUGCAAGACAUCUAGAUGUGAAUGCCAGGCUGUAGGUGUUUCCUGUGGGGUAUCAUGUGGUUGCCUCCCUAACAAAUGCAGCAAUAGAGCGGUAUCUUCUACCAAGGAAGACAACCAAUUGCCCUCAUUAGAUAUUGUAGGUGACGAGGGAAACACAUCGGGAACUGAUGAAGCUGAGAUGCGUCAAACACUAGCAUCUCAAGGCGCAAUGCUUCUUCAGAAUGCACUUUCUGAAAAGCCUAUGGAGUCAAAGGAUAAGGGUGAAACAAAAAGAAAGCCACUAUCUGAUAUUGGAAACUCCUUGGCGAAAUCAAAAGCACCAAAACCCGACAGGCGGAAGAAAUGGGGGAAAUCUGUUAUCCAACUUGUUCCUGCUGCUCCUACAACUCAAGCAAGUAAUGCAGAUGGCAGUGUUGAUGCAGCGGUGACAGAAAACAAGGUUAAUGAGAUUGAUAGUACUUCUCCAUUAAAACUACCAAGAGCCAUGCGUUCUGCGUUAACAAAUGGAAACAACACUUUGAGAGAAAGGAAUUCUGAGACUAGUGAUCCAGUUAUUGACCUGAUAACACCUCCAGCUUCUGCUAGAAGUCCUCACAGGCCGGCAAACACAUCGGAUGGAAAAGAAAAUUGAGUGAAUGAGUUGUGUAUUUGUUCGACUCUAAUUGUAUGUAUAGGUUGAUUACAUGACUUUUGAUCACGAUGUUCUGCCACUUGUUUUUUGUUUUUUUAAUGGCUAAUCUUUUCCUAACCUGAAAAAGAGGUGCCUCAAUUGAUUGGGAGGUCCUGGUCUUUGUAUUAGGUCACUGGAUGCUCUAAACUGAAGAGCAUCUCUGUAGUGAUUCUCCAAACUUAUUCCAAUAUUUAAGUGAAAUUGAUUUUUUUUUCA
Messenger RNA from Nicotiana tabacum (common tobacco), 4115 nucleotides. RefSeq names its product kinesin-like protein KIN-4C. Gene Ontology annotation, cellular component: microtubule associated complex. The record is from RefSeq and is a predicted model, not a curated record. Gene Ontology annotation, biological process: microtubule-based movement; mitotic spindle organization; spindle elongation. Gene Ontology annotation, molecular function: ATP binding; microtubule motor activity; microtubule binding. Lineage: Eukaryota; Viridiplantae; Streptophyta; Magnoliopsida; Solanales; Solanaceae.